Molecule: messenger RNA, 1573 nt
Organism: Cucurbita maxima (winter squash)
Lineage: Eukaryota; Viridiplantae; Streptophyta; Magnoliopsida; Cucurbitales; Cucurbitaceae
Exons: 9
Coding region: 724-1395 (223 amino acids)
Biological process (GO): regulation of DNA-templated transcription
Cellular component (GO): histone deacetylase complex
Molecular function (GO): protein binding; transcription coregulator activity
Source: RefSeq, a predicted model, not a curated record
UUCCACUCUCUCUCUCUCUCUCUUCGCCUCUUUUCCAUUUUGCACAUUUCAAUGCUUCCUUCCUUCCUCUUACACUACACCUCUGUUUCUUCUUUGUCCCUUUGAUCACUCACUCACUCCCUUCGCCCCAUUUCUUCUGAAAUUCCCAUCUCUUCUUCCCUUCUAAAUCUUCUCUCGUUUUCCUGUUUCUCAUCUUCCAAUCCCCCUCAUUCUGCUUCCAUUCGAGGAAAUGUAAAAGCUGUUGGAACAAUCAAACUUGCAAAUCCAUAGAAAAUUCUCCAGUUCGUCUACGAUCUAUUUGCUCCAAAUUGAUAUUUGGCUGUUGGGCAUCAAUGAAAUGAGGAUAUGAUGUCAUCAUGUCACUUCUACUCGAGAGAAUUCAAGGAAGAGCCUAUUUAUGAGCACCAAGCUUAUCCUGUCUUGCCGUGGUUCAUUUAUUAUCAGCACAAUGUGCCCGUGAAGUAUAGAUAUAUUUACUACGCUUCUCCCAUGCUAGAGCCAUUUAUCAUUUCCUGAUCUUGUUCGUGUAAACUACAGGACUUCUUAAUGGAGUUCAACAUCUCUGAAGUUAGAUUCCACUGACACAAACAAAAUUCAUAAUGGCCUACUGAUCAGCAAAAGAGGGUUGCUGCUUAUUAUUGCUCGAGUUGAGCAUGAAUUCUUGCACUAUAUGUUCUAUUUGAGAAAAGACUUUUGAAAAACUUUCAAAGAAGGGUUCAAAGAAUGCUGGAACCGGAGUUUUGUGCUUCUAGAAUUCAGUCUCCUUUUCGUGAGGAGAGUUGGGAUGAAGAGCUUUCAGUUCUUCCAAGGCACACUAAAGUUAUUGUCACUGGAAAUAACAGAACAAAGUCUGUUUUACUGGGAUUGCAAGGCGUAGUUAAGAAGGCUGUUGGCCUUGGAGGCUGGCACUGGCUGGUUUUGAAAAAUGGGGUUGAAGUGAAGCUGCAAAGGAAUGCACUGAGUGUGCUGGAACAUCCCACAGGAAACAAAAAUGAUGAUCAUGAUUUGGACAACUCAAGUUGUAGCUCCGACAUGGGUGAGAAGGACAAUGAUCUGUCUAGCAGCAUUGUUUUCCACAAACUUAGCAAACAAAAAGUGAGGCAAAUUAGGCCAUGGGCUCCAUCUUCAUCGGCAAAGCCAACAGGUCGGGGCAGCUGUGGGGAAAUUCAAUCUUUUCACAUGCCGAAGCUGGUCACGCGGGUGAAACUGGGGAAACUAGGAACAGAAUCUUUGUGGAGAUACAUCAGGCACUUCAAUCUAGUGAAUAGCAUUUCAAAUGCUUCAAGGGACCAAAUCCUUCACGUUGUGCAACGACAUUUUGCAUUACAGACGAGCUUGAACGAGGCAUCGGUGAUGACUGAAUUCAUUCGCACUGUUAAGAGACGAAGGGAGUGAGUCGAGUGACAGCGAGCGAGAGUGAAUGAUGAUUGAAAAGUGAUUUCACAUAAAUGUAUGUUUGUAUAGUGAUUAUGUCUGUUAAAUGCUAACUAUAACUUGUAGCUUCUAACUUCUAACACUCGACCUCGAUUACUACCUAGACCAGUAAUAUAUUUUUAGCUUCUUUCUCUGGAUG